AAUCGUUAUUGAUAACAAUGUAUAUAGUAUGAAUAUGUUUAUCUGUUGGGUAUUUAAGUCUCAGACAUUGUGAAUCCCUCGACUAAAGUGCCAUUGUUAGCCAUGAAGUUUAUUACUAGUUUAUUGCUGCUGCUGGCAGCAGCCACUUGUCUGUUCCAAUUUACGGCAGCUGGUGUUACGGGUGUGCCUGCGGAUUUGUUGGAGAAUUUAAAAAUAUCAGAUGAUUUGCCAGAAGUUCCUGUAGAGUUGGAUCCUGAAGUUCCUGCGGUUGUGGAGGAUGAAAUAUUUGAACGUAAUAUUUAUGCUGAGGUUUUACCCUCAUCACCAGUUGAGCAGGACAAUAUUUUGGCUGAAGGACGUGCUGCUGAGUGUAGCAUUAAUAUACGCUCUGGUUUAAGUUCUCCACAACCUGUUUUCCUGGAGACCGAUUCUGCAAACUUCUAUCCCUACUCCGAUACUGGUUAUAUGCAAGUGGAUUCGGGCAAAACCAUGCAAAUGUUCUGCCCUGGACAAUUUAAAUCCUUUGCGAAGACACUUAUAACCGCCACCUGUGUUAGUGGCACUACUUUUAAGGUCGAUGGCUCUAGCUAUAGUUUUUCGGAAUUGGUUUGCAAAUCUUGGCCCAGUUUUGUGGCCAAGAAAACUGGCAGCUCUUGCAAUGGUGGUAUUUUGAUUAAAGUGGGUUUUGAGGUCUCUUCCUCACGUUUUGCCGAACAAAUGCAAGUGUGCUUUAAUGAAGAGGAAGAAGUUACCCGUUAUGUUUAUCACACACUCCACCCGGGCAGCAAUUAUUAUCAGACUGGUGUGGAUCGUAUUACCUUCCAAACUGCUGGCUUUUUUGGUGGUAAAAAUGUAGACAAACUUUAUACUCAGGUUACACAACAGGAAACCAUUAAUGCUGAAUUGGGUGGUGAUGCCAGUAAAUAUUUUGACAAUUCCAAAAAUGUUUAUUUAGCUCGUGGUCAUAUGGGCGCCAAGGCUGAUUUUGUGUAUGGUACCCAACAACGUGCCACUUUCCUGUUCAUUAAUGCGGCUCCCCAGUGGCAAGUUUUUAAUGCCGGUAAUUGGGCUCGUGUAGAGGACGGUGUUCGUGCCUGGGUGUCCAAAAAUAAAAUCAAUGUCCAAUGCUAUACCGGUGUUUAUGGUGUCACCUCUUUACCCAACAAAGAGGGACGUGAGACUCCUCUUUAUUUGUCCCAUGAUGCCAAUAAUAAUGGUUUGAUCCCUGUACCCAAACUAUACUUCCGUGUGGUUAUACAGCCAGCCACCAAAAAGGGUAUUGUUUUCGUCGGAGUCAACAAUCCCCAUUUGACUUUGGAACAAAUCAAAAAGGACUAUAUUAUUUGUAAUGAUGUCAGUGAUAAGGUUAACUAUAUUAGCUGGAAGAAAACUGAUAUCACUGCUGGUUAUUCUUAUGCCUGUGAAGUUUCCGAUUUCCUAAAGACUGUCAAAACUUUGCCAAAUCUUUCAGCCCCGGGAGGUUUAUUAGUUUAAAAAGUUAAAGAAAAGACUGGUUUCCCAUUAAUGACACGAAAAACGUACAACGCAAUAAAUAAUGUCUUUUAGAAAUUUGGAAUAUUUAUUUUAAUAUCUUAUCUUAUAAUAAGCAAAAAAAAGUAUUAUGAAUGAUAGAUUAUACUGAACAGGCUGAAGUGUAAAACGUGUUAUAAGUUGAAGAGAUUAAAAAUUUUUAAAAUUUUUUAAAGUAAAAAAUUUAAAACUGAA
This is a messenger RNA of Lucilia sericata (common green bottle fly), 1725 nucleotides long. RefSeq lists its product as uncharacterized. Lineage: Eukaryota; Metazoa; Arthropoda; Insecta; Diptera; Calliphoridae. Gene Ontology annotation, cellular component: mitochondrial inner membrane; nucleus. The record is from RefSeq and is a predicted model, not a curated record. The transcript is spliced from 2 exons. Bases 103 to 1494 code for a protein of 463 amino acids. Gene Ontology annotation, molecular function: nucleic acid binding; metal ion binding; single-stranded DNA endonuclease activity. Gene Ontology annotation, biological process: apoptotic DNA fragmentation.